This is a messenger RNA of Caenorhabditis auriculariae, 5464 nucleotides long. The record is from the annotation of a GenBank genome assembly. NCBI's taxonomy places the organism in Eukaryota, Metazoa, Nematoda, Chromadorea, Rhabditida, Rhabditidae.
AUGAUUUUAUCACUUGCGUGGUUCCCUAGCCAUUUCAUUACAAAGCUUUCCGCUCAAUUGGUGGGAGGAGAUGAAGCUCUCGUGGAUAACAGGCAUUUUCGUUUUUUUAAAUUGAUAUAGAUUAAAAAGAAUUUCAGAUAAUUUUCUCAAAUCCCUCUUAUUUUUUUAAUUGCGUUUUUUUGACGUCAUUUUGUCCAGCAGAAGGUUUGCAGUUUUUUUCUUCUUUUUUUGGGGUUUUUUUCAUUUUUUUGGGUUUUUCCCUCUUUUUUUUCUUUGAGUUUCGAUUCAAUGAGGAGAGAUGUACCAACUUUUUCUCACAUUUUCUAAAAAUAGACGACUUCUGAAGUUAAGUUCAACUGUUUCGGGCUUCAACAGUUGGAUGUACCCGUGAAAGUUGUCACAUCUCAACUCACGAAGGGAAUUAGAAUAAAACGAAAAAACCAAAAAAAUGUAAAACUGGAAAAAAAAAAAAAACCCAAAAAAUAAACAAAAAAAUUAGAGUGGAUUUUACACUCUCAAAGUUGUUUGAUAAAUUUUUGAUAAACUCUGUUUUUCCAGCAUACAAAAUGAAGCCAUUGUAUUUUUUUCCGAGAAAGUUAGAAAUUUUCGAAAAAUUUGGUCAACUCCGAGUUGGCUCUCUUCGGCGAGCAACGAUUGAUUGCGUCCUCCAAAGCUAGAAAAAUGCCCUUAUUUUUUUCUGAUUAAGAAAGUGUUAGCCCUUCGAUUUAUGAAAUUAAGUUCUACUACAUUGGAUUUUUUUGAUGUUUCAACCGCCCAGAAACCGACGAUUUUUUUGAAAAAAAUUUUGUUUUUUUCAAAUAAAAAGUUCUGCAAAAAAACUUAUUUUUUUCACUAAAAAAACUUCAAAAUAACGUUCUCUGUUUCAAAAAAAGAUAAAAAGUCGACAAAAGUUUAAUUUUUUUCAAGACCCACCGUAACCCAGUGAGGGGGCGUAGUCUCGCAGUGAUUAGCCUAAAAGGUUACACAUUUUUCCAAAUAACUGUAAAAUUAAUUUCGACCCUCAGGACGGAACUUGAAAUUUGUCUACCUACGCUUCACUGCAGUUCAUCGACUUUUUCAGAGAGUGUGUGUUAAAUGAGUACUGCGUUUUGCCCUGGAGACUUGAAUAGUUAUUUUCAGAAAAGUGCUGCAAAUAUCCGAUUCUCGGAUAUUCAUCUGGAGCAGUUGUUCCAUCUGAAUGCGCUAAAGGUGUCGAAUGUACAGAAGCGCCGAUCUACGUCGACUCUGCCGAUGAUGUUCCGAACGAUUUCUUUGUAUUCUUGAUGGAUGCUAAGAACAUCAGUACACUCAAAAUAAUUGGAAGCCGGCGUUUUGAAGUUACCGGCACAAUUAGAAUUGCUCAUAAGGGGUCUGGUUCGUUUUUUUAUUUAUUAGAAAAGUGUCCCUUUUUCGUGUAUAAGAAUUGUGAGCUUAUUUUACAGAUGCUUUCUUUUAUUUUUGGAAAGACAUGAAUUUUUUUUUCAGGGCCGGCGGUCACUCUGAAAAACGCCGAUUUGGACGAAAGGUCUUUCAAAAAUUUGAAAACUAUAACGGUGGAUGACCCGUAUGUUUAUUGCGACGGAAAGAAUAAAUUGAUCGACAUCGAAGGAGAUUACAAAGGAAAUGUUACACUUCGCCUGGAAAAAGUUGCGAAUGAGGUAGCUUUUUAAAGUUUUUUUCCACGAGGUGGAAGUUGAAAAAAAAAUAGUCAAUAGUGAUUCACAGUGUGAAUUUCACACUAUUUGAAAGCUUUUUGACCUCACAACUUGAGAGCGAAAUCCUUUUGAAAAGAAUAGUUUCUCGGAAGCUGGCAACGCGAAACGGACGUGUCGGGGUAGUGGCUACUUUAGUAGCCUCAGCGCUUUUAAGUGAUCCUGGAAUCGCUCAGAAACGUUCGGAGCACGUCCGUUUCGCGUUAACAAUGUCCGAGUUUUAGUGAAUUUUUUUUUCUAAUGCUUUAACGCACGAACAACUGGAAAAAUCUCGGAUAUUGCACAAGAUUCUAACGCAGAAAUCUUUCAGUUCAGCGGAAUAUUCCGUUGUUCAAAGCUUCAGCUUCAUGCUUUUUUUUUCUUGUUUUCCGUGCAUAUUCACUGUGAUUUGAUAAGUUUUCAGACAUUGGCCGUAUGUAAUAAACCGAGACCGGUAACUGAAGCCGCAGUCAGUUCUACUGUCGGAAAUCCGAUUACACAGUCCGCCACACUCAUCAGUCCCAUCGAGGUCCCAUUGAACCCUCCUUCUUUGGUUUGCCAGGAGAACAAUGACAAUGCUGCGAAAAAGUCUUCUAAUAAUGGUAUUUUUUCUGGAUUACCGUAACUGAGAUCUUCUUCAGGCGUGUUUCUAUAUGUUGCUUGCGUCGUAAUCGCAUUCCUCACCAUCAUCUGCAUCUGCUUGAUCAUCCUCAGCGCCAAAUUGUACAAGAAACGGCCUAAGAGAGGGACUCGUCUCGCUUCUUUUGGUGAUACCCAUUUGGAAACGAAAUUGCGAAAGAAACACUAACCUUCUUCCAACAAUUUCCUAAGCUGAAUAUUAGGAAACUGGAAAUUCUUUUGUUUUUGUGAUAUUUCAGUCAAUAAGAGUUGAAUGUUAUUUCUAUAAAUCUCAUGAAUAUCUUCUUUUUUCCGAUAAAAAAUUUCAUUAACGGAUAUUAAUCUUUUUCGUACGCUCAUGCUGGUAUGUGGCAUUAUGGUGAUGGUACUAAUUGAAUUGGAGAAUUUUUUUCAACGUCUUCCGCUUUUUACAUAACGUACUUUACCAUUAACCAUUCAGAUUUUCAGAAGUUCCUGCCUAUCCCAAAAAAACACUGAAGAGACGGCACCAAAUGACACAAAAAAAUAUCCCAAUUCUGUCGAGAAAAUGUCGGAGAAGGCACCCGAAGAAGAGAGGAAGUCUGGCGGAGCAUGAUUGGCAGAGAUGAACGGAAUUCUUCGUUUCUGGAGUUUUCCGUUUUCCGCGUUUUCCGAUAUGCUUUGAUUUUUUUUUUCAGAGUCCAAGCAUUCCUUUUCUUUUAAAAAAAAAUUAUUUUGCUAAUUGUCGAAUGACGCCGUUUUGAAAGAACAAAGCAGUAUACCUGUUCGGAUUUCAAAUGUCAAGUUCUCGCUCAAGCUCCGCCUCCUAAUGGCGCGACAAACCAAUCAGAGAGUGAGCCAUCCACAAAGCCUUCUAUGAAAUGAUUAUAAUUUUUUCCUCCAUUCGAUCACAUUUUCAAAUAUCAAAAACGGAGUUUUAUGCGAAGCUUCGCGCCUGAAAUCUGGAUAUGAAUUUAUUUUCCAUUCCACUUGGAAAUCACCAUCACUGCUUGAAAUGUUUCAUCAGAUAAAUGAUUAUAUCACUUGCGUGGUUUCCUAGCCAUUUCUUUACAAAGCUUUCCGCUCAAUUGGUGGGAGGAGAUGAAGCUCUCGUGGAUAACAGGUAUUUUCGUUUUUUUAAUUGAUAUAGACUAAAAAGAAUUUCAGAUAAUUUUCUCAAAUCCCUCUUAUUUUUUUAAUUGCGUUUUUUUGACGUCAUUUUGUCCAGCAGAAGGUUUGCAGUUUUUUUCUUUUUUUGGGGUUUUUUUCAUGGGUUUACCCUCUUUUUUUCUCUGAGUUUCGACUCAAUGAGAUAAAUUUUGAUAAACUCUGUUUUUCUAGCAAAAAAUACAAAAUGAAGCCAUUGUAUUUUUUUUCCGAGAAAGUUAGAAAUUUUCGAAAAUUUGGUCAACUCCGAGUUGGUUCUCUUCGGCGAGCAAACGAUUGAUUGCGUCCUCCAAAGCUAUAAAGUGCCCUUAUUUUUUUCUGACUAAGAAAGUGUUAGCGCUUCGAUUUAUGAAAUUAAGUUCUACUACAUUGGAUUAUUUGAUGUUUCAACCGCCCAGAAAAACGACGAUUUUUUUGAAAAAAAUUUUGUUUUUCAAAUAAAAAGUUCUGCAAAAAAAUUUAUUUUUUUCACUAAAAAAACUUCAAAAAUAACGUUCUCUGUGUUUAAAAAGUUUGAAGUCGACCCAGGAAAAAAAGUUGAAUUUUUUUCAAGACUUACCGUAACCCAGUGAUGGGCGGAGCCUAACAUUAGCUAUAUAGUAUAGCCUAAAAGCUUAAACAUUAUGCCAAGUAGCUGUGACAAUAAUUUCGUUCCUUGAUACGGAACUUGAAACUCGUGUACCUACGCUUCACGGCAGUUCAUCGACUUUUUAAAGAAAGUGUGUUAAAUGAAUACUGUGUUCCUGGAGACGUGAAUAGUUAUUUUCAGAAGAAUGCUGCAAAUAUCCGAUGCUUGGAUAUUUAUCUGGAGAAGCUCUUCCACUUGGAUGCCUUGAAAUCUACUGUACAAAAGCACCGAUCUAUGUCGAUUCUAACAAUUUGACAUCGGGAAAGAUCGAUUAUUUCUUGCGGAUUGCUAGAAAUAUCAGUACCCUCACGAUAAUUGGAAAUGAGCAUUUUUAUGUUUCUUCCCUGAUAAGAAUUGUUCAUAAGGGGCCUGGUUCGUUUUUUUAUUUAUUCAUAAGCAAAGUCGGAAGGACCCUUCACGGGCCCUUUGAGCGUCCGUUACGGAUCCGUCUGUUUCCAUUAAUUGUUCCUAAACGGGUGGCAAAGGUUUCCUUUUUACUGCCUUUUUGCGUCCUUUCAUCGGCCUUCAUCCACCCUUUUUGGACCCUUUUGAGAAAUAAAAUUUUUUUAAAUUAUGAGUAAUCUUUACAAGUGACUGUGUAUGAACCAAAAUAAGCUACAGUAUAAAAAUCGAAAAUCAUCAAUAACAGAGACUUUUAGAACCUUUUUGCAUCCUCACUCUUUCUUCACUCUUAUUGCGGCUUCUCCCUUUUUUCGCCCUUUUAUCACCCUUUUCAGCCCACUAAGAACGAAAGGCUCAAUAAAGGCUGUAAAAAAAAAAACCCGUUUUCCGCACUUCCGACUUUUGCAGUGUUGGGAAAAUUUCCAUUUUUUGUUUCCAUGGUUGUAUACAUACAUGGGUAAAACCGAAAAGUUCCUUGGAGGAUCUUCAAAGGAUCCUGGGAGGGAGGUAAAAAGGUUCCUAAAAAAGCUCCUAGAAUGAUUUUAAAAAGCUUCUCAUAGCCUCAGGAUCCUUAUUGAAUCCUCCCGAAUCUUUUUAGUUGCUUUCCAGCAUCUUUUUCGGGAAAAGAUGUGAAAAAGAUGCAAAAUGAAAUAAAAUGAGAUAAAAAAGAUCUGCUGGGGACCCUUCCAAGGUCUUUUUUUUGAGAAAGCUUUUGAGGAGCUUUUCAUUUUUGUCCGAGUAAUAGGAAACUCUUUUAGAGACGCUUUUUUAUUUUUAGAAAACACUGUUCGAUUUUUUUUUUUCAGGGCCGGCAGUCACUCUGAAACACGCCGAUUUGGACAUAGAUUCAUUCAAAAAUUUGAAAAAAAUUACGGUGGAUGACCCGUAUGUCUAUUGCGACGGAAAGAAUAAAUUGAUCGACAUCGAAGGAGAUUACAACAAAAACUAUGAUAGGUCGGCUGGAAAGAGUUGCGAGUGA